Molecule: messenger RNA, 347 nt
Organism: Cuscuta europaea
Lineage: Eukaryota; Viridiplantae; Streptophyta; Magnoliopsida; Solanales; Convolvulaceae
Source: the annotation of a GenBank genome assembly
GGAUGAGAACGCAUAUGUAGAGAAGAGUGGAUCAACAGGAAACGAGAUGGAAGAUGGAACUGCUAGCAUUAAAUCAAAACAGAAGGUUGUUUUAAUUGAAGAUGAUGAUUUCGUGUCACCUACCCAAGUUGAAAACAAAGAUGAAAGGAGGGUCACUGAAAAGGGUAAGGAAGUUGAUUGCCAAGAAACACCGACAGCUAAUCGGACAAGUGGUCAUAUUGAAUGGAAUGACCAACUUAAUAGGAAUCUGAAUGACCAGUUUUCGGCUAAUGUUAACAACAAAAGGAGGAGUAUCUGCAUCAAACAAGAGAAGGAAUAGGGGUGAAGAUUGACCAACAGGCUCAGAU